Molecule: messenger RNA, 987 nt
Organism: Penicillium oxalicum
Lineage: Eukaryota; Fungi; Ascomycota; Eurotiomycetes; Eurotiales; Aspergillaceae
Exons: 2
Coding region: 1-987 (328 amino acids)
Source: RefSeq, a predicted model, not a curated record
AUGGCUGAUCAGUAUCUCCAGAAUUCUUACUCCUCCGAGGGACUCACUCAUAGUACUCCUUCAGUGGGAGCUGAUUCUGUCUUGGAACAGCAUCAUCCAGGCGAUUCUGUGUUACCAAGUCUGCGCCGACGCAGGGCGAUUGCUCCCCCGUCUCUCAAUCUCGAGGCAAAAACGUUUGAUCAAACGGCGACCUCGUUCGCUCUGCUGACAGAUUCUUCAACUCGCUUCCAACUACCCAAAAUCUCUUCGGCGGGCCUCACAGAGCAGAUCAGAGCUGAAACAGAGGAAAGCCUAUUAGAGAGCGAAUUUGAUACCGAAAGUUGCUCUGAGGCUGCUCGUGACUCUGGUGCCCUUCUUUCUGAUCUGCUUGACCGUCUUGAAGAAGCAGCGGCCAGAUCGCCCGAACCUCGCUCUCAGGCCUCCGUCGCAUUCGCAGCAGAGCGCUACGCCCAAAGUGACUUCAACACCGAUCCUGCAGCCGAGGACAAGAGAUUGGACUUUCUGCAAGCCUUACAGCCUUGGCCGGGAUCUACUGAAGAAAAUCCAGUAUCAGGCGUGGAAACGACAGGUGGCUUCACUCUCAGCCAAUCGUACAGAGUGCUCUUGGAGAGGUUUCCCUCAAAUAUUACUGACGAGAGCGGGAGCAAGAAGCAAGACACCAGGGAAUCACAGGUUGGUAAAGAUUCUCGUUCUGACCCCAAAAACGAGAAUACUUCGCCAGUGACGCCCCAGCCGAAACGUCGCAAAAAGAAAGAUUUGACGCCUACGCUGUCCCCGUUUCUCUUUGGCCCGUUUCCUACUCCGACCGCACAUCGUCAAUUCAUUAAUACGCCACCCUCCCAGUCUUUGUCAUCGCAAAAUUCAUCCUCGCCUUGUCAACCGACUUCACCCACGCCACAGCCUCAAUUGAGCCUGAAAAGGAGAUCUACCAAACGAUCAAGACUUCAUCUCUCUGAUCUAUUUAAGCAGCGCCAAGGAUCAAAUUAA